GGCUAUUAAAUGUAGUAUGCUUUCGAGUUUCGGUGCUGUCAGUUACUAGUGACUGACUGGCUCAAAAUUAGGAAUACUACAAAAACACAACUUCUUUUCUCCAGGGCACAGACAACAAGGUUCGAGACAAAAAUGCAAAGUGGCCCACUCUAGGAGUCGCGAUGCUAUCAAAAAUUCUACGUAAAUAUGGCACACUGAACUUGUUCGGCAAUCACCAUCCGCAUAGCACCCAUCCGCGAAGUCCCAGCAAUCCGAGCUGUCCUCGGCAGUCGGGAUGCGGAUGCGGAUGCGGGUUGGGAUGCGAUCAGCAGCUGAUCCGCCGCGGAGUACACGACUGGAACCGGCGCAGUGCGGCGCACCACGAGCGGCGCAAGAUCAUUCCGAAACUGGUGUAUCUGCACAACCCGUGGAAGUAUCUGGUGACCAAGUUCAAUCUGUGGAAGCUCAAGUGGCUCUGGGAUCGGGACUUCAGCGAGCCGGACUUCUUGGAGGGCGCCAAGCAGGCGGCGAUCGUCAUGACGGACAUCAUCCGGCAGCAGAGCGCCGAUAAGAUCAGCGAGUUUACGACUCCGGUGGGGUUCCAGCAGAUCACCCGGGACAUGCUCCUCUCCCGGAACGACACGCGGCUCCAGCUGGUCAGGUUCGAGCGGGAGCACCUGCGCCGAGCGAUUCCCAUGAAGGUGGCCACGCGACAGAACUUCGGCAGGAAGUACGCCUUUAUCGACAUGCUCUUUGUGGGCCUGCGGAACACCAAGGACUUCGACACGGCCACCGAGGUGGUGGAGGUCAGUGAGAUCAUCCGCCGUAUGGACAACGAGCUGAAGACGCCGCCAGAAGUCGUAUCUGUUCCGCAUCGAAUCGUAUUCGCCGAGAUCUUCAUCCGUUUCAGAAGGGACUACACGGCUGACACAAGAAAGGGGGUCAACUUGAGUGGCUACCCCUCCUUCACUGCACCCACAGCUCCAGAGCCAGUUGGCAGUGCCAAGCCACUGCAGACACCCUUCAUUCAGUCGGCCAUAGAUCCCAUGAAGUCCGCCCAGAGUCAGACCACGGCGGCUCUGCCCCAAACGGGAAGGAUCCUGCAUCGCAUGGACGACGUGGGCUGGUCGGUGUCCUUCUACAAGAUCCUGACCUUCGACGUCCUCAACUACGAUCCGCAGAACAAGAGGCACCAGCAGCCGUCCGACGACAAGCCUUAGUGUUAGUGAUCAGUUUGAACUCUAUGGUAAAGCAAUGAUUGAGAAAAUGUAUGACAAAUUCCAGCUGGCAAUAAACUGCAUUAUGCAA
Molecule: messenger RNA, 1287 nt
Organism: Drosophila erecta
Lineage: Eukaryota; Metazoa; Arthropoda; Insecta; Diptera; Drosophilidae
Exons: 1
Coding region: 162-1199 (345 amino acids)
Biological process (GO): inner mitochondrial membrane organization; protein insertion into mitochondrial inner membrane from matrix
Cellular component (GO): mitochondrial inner membrane
Molecular function (GO): ribosome binding
Source: RefSeq, a predicted model, not a curated record